Molecule: messenger RNA, 1797 nt
Organism: Exaiptasia diaphana
Lineage: Eukaryota; Metazoa; Cnidaria; Anthozoa; Actiniaria; Aiptasiidae
Product: doublesex- and mab-3-related transcription factor 3
Exons: 2
Coding region: 126-1277 (383 amino acids)
Biological process (GO): sex differentiation; regulation of transcription by RNA polymerase II
Cellular component (GO): nucleus
Molecular function (GO): protein binding; RNA polymerase II cis-regulatory region sequence-specific DNA binding; DNA-binding transcription factor activity, RNA polymerase II-specific
Source: RefSeq, a predicted model, not a curated record
GCAGGGGGAAUUUUCUUGUGGCAAACCUGUGAUUCUAGAAAAAAAAUCAUUUUCAAAAUUACCAGUUUUMCGGUCUCCUUGGACAGUAGCUUGAGACAAAUCAGUCAGCUGCUUGUACACUGUCAAUGAUGGAAUCAGAAGARUCAGUCAGCAAAGUACAACUGAGAAACCCUAAAUGUGCCCGAUGUCGAAACCACAACGUCGAAUCGGACCUAAAAGGACACAAACAUUAUUGCCAAUGGCGCGAUUGUGUGUGUUCUAAGUGUAUCUUAAUCGCAGAGAGACAGAGAAUCACUGCGGCGAGGGUAGCAUUACUCAGAUAUCAUUCUAAUAGUGUACAUAGUAUAUCUGAACACUCAGAUCAUUCCAUGGGACUACAAGGAAUACAAAAUGGUGAACCAAUGGGAUUACAUAACGAUAUACCAUCCUCGCCUCAAGAMAACAUUGCGGUACCUCGUAACGAAGAAGAAACGUAUCAAGACACCAACAAAAAGAUCAGUGGAAUAAAAAGAGAGCAUCCAGAAGACCCCGCAGAAAAUUCGGAGCAGGAUUGCUCGCCAGAAUGUGAAAUUCCAACAAAACGUCAAUCCAUCCAAUCAAAAGAKGAAAAAAUCAUUGCACCUAAAGCAAAUAGCGAGCCAAUCUUAUCAUCUCACACAAGCGCUUUGAGAAACAGCACGUCAAAUGGUGUAGACUACAAUAUGUUGCUUCUCAGGCAUGGAAUCGAUAGUUUUAACAGGAGAAAUGCAGUUCACAAUCCUCAAAGUCCAAUUGAAGUUUUGGUGAAAAUCUUUCCUACAUUACGACGUUACAUCCUGGAACUGAUACUUAAAGGGUGUGACAAUGAUAUCGUCAACGCUAUUGAAUGUAUCCUGGCAACCAACCACAUAUCACCUCUGCAUCGAAACGAGACACACGUGUCACGUGCUCAAGAAGUCCCCUUUCAUUACCAGGUUCCCAGGCCACAAGUUAUCCCUCCUAAUGACACCAUGACACCCACUUCUACUUAUCCAAAUAUGGACAUGAUAUCCAGACCACGUGGAGUGGGGCGUGCUCAUAUGUAUGGUCCAGCUUCGAGAUUUUCAUCAGUGAUUACCAAGUGCACAUUCUCAACRCCGCCACACAUUCCAACAUUACCGUUUGACAGGGUUCGUCAGAACUGUAAAUCACCCGAGAAUCGUUCAUGUUUAAAGUGCGGAUGUGGAACAAGAAAUGGCGAGGCAGCUUGUUGUAGUUCUGCRGAACCUGUCAGACACUAUCAACAGAGCUGGAUCUAGAGGGGGAGGGUGGAUAUGGUUUUGGCAACACCAUGCUACUUAUCAUAAGUUAUGGAUGGUUACACAGUUGAAAUAUCUGCCUUCCCUUCUAGCUUUGCAUAGUAAAUAUAUUACCUAGUAAAGACAGGUAAUCUAGCUUUGCAUAGUAAAUAUAUUACCAGGUAAAGAGACGGAAUCCUCAAAAUACAUUAUUCUAUAAAGAACAAUAUUAUAGUCCUGUAGACAUUCAAGGGAGUCCAGAGUUAUCGAAGUGUCAUGACCCUCAUGGCAUUUUUUAACCUAAAGUUACGUUUUUGAAAAAAAGGUGAAAAAUGGAAAAGGGAUUCCUAUGCAAACUGAAUUUUCCCCUCCCAACCCCUUCUACAAAAGGCCUGGAUCAUCCCUUGUUAAAACUUUCAUCAAGUUUAACCAAGUCUCAAUGUAAUCAAUGUAAACUUUCUUUUAAAUCAAAAGGCUAUUGCAUAUAAUCAAGUAAACAAAUUUAAGGAAACAAUAAGGAAUUCUAUAAAUCAUUGCUGCA